Molecule: messenger RNA, 1542 nt
Organism: Macrosiphum euphorbiae (potato aphid)
Lineage: Eukaryota; Metazoa; Arthropoda; Insecta; Hemiptera; Aphididae
Source: the annotation of a GenBank genome assembly
AUGGAUCAAGAAAAUCAGAGUGUUAUUUAUAUUGAAAACUGGAAUGAUCUAUGUCGAUUGUGUCUCCGCAAUGAACAAAAAUUGCAAAAUUUAUUUUUCGAAGAAACCCUUUUGGAAAAUGUCCAAGAAGUUACUAAUCUCCAUUUUAAUGUCGAUGAUUCUUUACCUAAUUCUAUAUGCAAAAUAUGUAUCGACCAAGUUAAUUCAUUUGUUGAAUUUCGAGUACGAUGUAAAGCUACGGACGAAUGGCUACGAAAUGAAGGUGCCAUUUCGGAUAAUGAUCAUAAGGAUUCAGUUAUAAUUGAUUCGGAAGGAAUAGAUAAUAAACAUUUAUUAUUGGAUCCAAAUCAAUAUGAAGAACAGUUAAUUGAUGAUCCAGAACCUGUUAAUGAUAAGCAAUUAGUUAAAAAUGAAAUUGAGUUAUCACAUUGUAUUGUUCAAACAGAAGAGGUAAUGCAAAUGUCCGUUAAAGUUGAAGAUACAUUAGAAGCCAACUCUAGUGAACAUCAAUGUGGAAUUUGUGGUAAAGAAUUGUUGUCUGCAUAUUCGCUAGCAAACCACAUGCGCUCCCACACAGGAGAGCGUCCUUAUGGGUGCAGUGUGUGUGAAAAAUUCUUCAAGACUAAAUCCAAUUUGACUGAACACUAUAAAGUCCACAAUCCGGAACUGCGUUGGAUGAAAUUGUCGAGCAGGGACAUCCCGUCCAUAACCAGAGUGACUGUCAAAUCCGAAGACAUACUGACGUGCGGUCAGUGUUCCAAGGUGUUCGUGUCGCUGGACGAGUUGUCCGCACACGAACGCGUCCACGACGAGGAACGGGAACAGCUGGAACAGCAGCCGCAGACGGUCGCGACGACGAUUGCAUCGUCGUCUUCGUCUGUGAUUACGUCGACGUUCACGUGUGAACAGUGCAACAAAAAGUUCACGUCGAAAUUGCAACUGUCCGCGCACAUAGGCAACAACUGUUCGGACGGCGUUGACCGGCAGUGCCCGUACUGCGGCGUGCAGUUCCGGUCGGUGGCCGCGCUGGAGAACCACAAGCGGGUUCACACCAGGGAAAAACCGUUCGCUUGCGAGCUGUGCGGCAAGCCGUUCCGGACCAAGGGCAAUAUGCUCGUUCACCAGCGCGUGCACAACAACAGCCCGUGGCUGAUGAAGAGCAACGCGAAGAAGACGACCGACGCCGGUGCGGGCGGCGGCGACCAGCGGUUCCAGUGCACGUACUGUUCGAAACCGUUCCGCGCGUAUGUGGCCAUGUUGAACCACGAGCGCGUGCACACCCGCGAAAAGCCGUUCGAGUGUUCCGAGUGCGUCAAAUGUUUCCGCACCAAGUCCAACCUGACGGAACACAUGAAGUGCUGCCACGGCAUGGACUCGGCCGCUUGUGGCUCGGACGAUGUGCAAGUGUUCACGUUCAAGACCCAUUCGAUGGUUACCCCCAAAGCCGAGCCGCGGAGUCGGCGUGACGACCGCGACGGGCUCGUCGCUGUUGCGCGCUCGUCGAGACGCAGUCAUUUUGACGAUGAUUUUUAUCAUUCAUAA